Molecule: messenger RNA, 2309 nt
Organism: Leucoraja erinaceus (little skate)
Lineage: Eukaryota; Metazoa; Chordata; Chondrichthyes; Rajiformes; Rajidae
Gene: ccdc82
Product: coiled-coil domain containing 82
Exons: 8
Coding region: 296-1669 (457 amino acids)
Cellular component (GO): nucleus
Source: RefSeq, a predicted model, not a curated record
ACAGCCUCAGGCCUCCCUGUCCCGGGGUGUAGUCGGUGCAGAGGCCUAGGCCCGCUCUCACCUGGCUGCCCCGGGGAGCAACGCCCACGGCGGCUUCACUUCACUUCACUUCACCGCCUCUGACUUCAAAUUCAAAGUGGGCGUGUUGGGAUCAUGACGGGCAGCGGCUCAGUGUUGAUCCGGCGCUGAGAGCGGCGGCGGCGGGAAAGAAGAAAGUAAGUCCUGGCCCAGCGACUCCGAGCAACAGCCGGCCGGCAGUCAUUCAUUCAUUCAUUCAUUCAGUCAGUCCGAUACAAUGGCCGCUACAACCAGUAAGUACAGAACAAGAGCAAGAACAAACACAUGUCAAGGUUUUUCUAAAUCACGUAUUGACCGAAAGCGCACACGGAUGGAUUCAGUUUCUCAGACGUAUGAUGCAGAGGAAGAAGAGUCUUCAAGUGAAAAGAGUGAGAAUGAAGAGUCAAUGAGUAGUACCUCUGAGGAUGAGGAAGAGCAAAACCCACUCAACAAAGCAACAGAUAGUUCAGAUGAAGAACCGGUUAUUCAAAAGAAGCGUUUACGUUCUCAUCCACUCAUCGAGAGUGAGAGCAGCUCAGAUAGUGAGAUUUGCAGCAAGCCAAUAAGGAAGAUAAAAUGCAAUUCACGCCAUAUUUGUGUACAGGAUGAAGAAGAAGGAAGCGGUGAGGAAACAACUACGGACACUAAUCUGCAUGUAAAAAUUGAAGAGGGCCCUCAGUUAGAGAAAGAACUAACAAUUGCUCGAAAAAGGAAACGGCAGUUGGAGCUUACACGUUUAUCACAGAGGAGAAGAACCCAAAUCUCAACUCGCAGUAGCUUUCAGUUAAUUGAGAAUUCUGAUGAAGAGUCUGAGGCAACAUCUUUCUCCCAGGAGGAAAAUAGCUCAGGAACCGAAUGGGAAAAUGACAGUUUAAAAGACUUCAUUGUACCUGAUGAAAAGGAUCUGCAAACAACAUCAAACCACAGCGAAUUACCACCAUCUUUCCUGGCAAAACAUCUUCCAAACUUUCUUAUCCGUGACCUCCACUCACAUUUCCAAAGCGUUGUUAAAGCUUUGUUGAGCAAUGCAUUUGAUGCCGCUUUCCUUAAAUCCUUAUAUGAAGGAAGCAGGGAGAAAAAAUAUGCAAAAGAAAUGUUGAACUCUCUAAAUCAUGUAGAUGAACGCCAUAUUCAGAUGCGUCUUACAAAUUUAAAGACAACAAGUCGGUGGAGUGAUCGUUACAAGGAACGUGUGGAUUGUUAUCCUAAUCUUUGUGUGAAACAGCAUCAUGCAAUCGAAACCUCUUGUCAAGCCUGUGAGCUGAAACGCACCAUUAGGUUCACAGUUAUCCUGUCGGGGCAGCUGUAUGACUCCAAGAGCUUGGAACAAGACAGCUUCAUGUCGAAUGACAAGCAGGUGAUGUCAAUUGGUCGUGUUUGUGCAGGGAGGACGGAAGUGUACCACUGUUUAAAGCACUUUAAAUAUUGGUUGUAUCAGGAGUGCUGUUCCAUGGUGCAAAGUGAAGAUACUCGUGAUGAAGAUGUCAAGGACGCUGUCAAUCGGAUCUACAAGCGCUUAGAAGAACAAAACUGGAUAGAGGAGCAAUAUAAGCAUCUUGAAACAAUUCUCAAUGACGCUGACAAAUUCUGCGAAGAGAAGCAUUAUGACUAAGAGAAAAAGAAGAAAAUGAAAAAAGGAUGUUACAUUUUAUGUUACACUUUCCAGCACUUGCAUUCCCUCUCCGCUUUGGAUUUUUGGACCAAUCCUUGCCACAUGCUGCUCCAUUGCUUUGCUAAAAGCAAUUGGCCGAUUAAAAGGUCAUCUGCGGGACAUAACUUCACCAUUGCCUUGUUAUGAAACAGAGUCCUCGCGGCAGUGUUUCUGACCUAUUUUGUAAUAUAAUGCAGAUAUGCUUUUUCUUUUCAAUACGAACACAUAGACCUUUGACUGGUUUAAUCUGAGUGUUCUGUAGAUGCGGUUGAAGACAAUUAUGUCUGUGGUAUACAUUGCAAUCACAGAAAAACAUUCUAUGUCAAUCAUUUGUAGUUAUUGAGAAAUACAUCUACAGUUAAAAUAAAAACCUUUUAAGUCAACAAUCAACAGUUUUCUGCACAGACCUCCUCUUAGGUGUGGGAAUCAUAAUCAGCAGCUGUGUUCAAGGAAAGAGCUACAGUCAAUGGUAGAUAAUUCCCCAACUGCAAAAGAGACAUUCUGAGGGCUAAUCACCUACCACUAUGUAAUUUCUACAGUGUGUGCAGGGACUUGUAGGUGUAAUUCCUUGCAAAAUGGGACAGAUAUUCUGAAGAGGAUG